ACCAAUUGCCUUCGCGGAGUACAUAAUGAGCGAUAUCCAUCAGAAGCCAUCAGUAAUCAAUAUGAUAUACGUCGGUCCACUAUUCUUCAUCAUUUGCUACCUCUGCGCAAACACCCAUGCACUGGGGCCAUAUGGGGAAGUGCGCUGUGUUACGAUGGUCCAAGCGGACGCGGAAUCCUACGAAUAUCGCAUUCCAGAUGAUAACCCAGUGCUGAAAGGUAUAGACAAGGCCACGACCGGUUGGUACCGCCGCGUUGAAUGGAAACAAAAUGUCACAGCGGGCUUGAAGCUGACGUAUGUGAGGGAUGAAAGAAAGUACAAUGGCAACAACUACUGGUGGUGGAAUAGGGCCAAUGGUACGGUUAAUCUGUGUGAUAUGAGACUGAGAGACGAGGGUGGCUCCUGGGCGCAUUUUGUACGAGAAGCCCUCGGACUGGCGAACGGAUGUCCCAGACCUGCGGGUGAGGUCAAGACCGAUGGAGGUUUGUUCUCUGGUGGACGAUGCAGAACCUUCACCUUAGAUACCGAUGAUAAAUGGAGAUCGAAUGAAAAACACAGGCUCUUCCUCGAUGUGGUAGAUGGUGGAGGUAAUAAAUUACUUACAGGAGUAGGCGAUCUCUUCUGAGAGACUAUUUGUUGCAAUUUAAGGAAUUCUACUUGAAUUUUUAUCUUUGAUGCAUUUCUUAUUCAAUUUAAUGGAAUAAAUUGUUUAUGUUUUCUCUGA
Diachasma alloeum is the source of this 724-nucleotide messenger RNA. RefSeq lists its product as uncharacterized. Lineage: Eukaryota; Metazoa; Arthropoda; Insecta; Hymenoptera; Braconidae. Bases 26 to 625 code for a protein of 199 amino acids. The transcript is spliced from 4 exons. The record is from RefSeq and is a predicted model, not a curated record.